GUCGUCGGAGAGUUCCGCGUUCUCAUUCCUCAGUCGUAUUCCAUCGUCGAGAAGGGCGGCGUGGACUUGGACUACAGCCCGACGGAGAUGGUCUAUUUCGGCCGCGGCAGCCUGGGGCAGGAGGGUGUCCUGAAGGUGCUGGGGGCGGCCAAGCUGGUGUCCGCCAUUUGCGCCGUUCAAGGGGACAAGAUCCUUUUGGGUGGAUUGUCGCAGAGGAAGCUCGGUGCGGUCAUGGGCGCCAUCGAUGCCAUCAACGAGGAAGCGUGCAACAAUAUCAUGGAGCACAUGCCCGCGUCCUCGGAGGUGAGGAUCACAGCGGAUGAGCUCGGGGACUUGAACGUCCGCGCUUGCUGCAAGGACUCGCCCCUCUUCCAGGGCAAGUUCACGGGCGACUGCCGCGCCUUCAGUCCGCCCUUGGGCUUUCCCAUCCUUGCCUCGGCGGACCGCGAUCAGGCGCUCGACUGCCUGCUCCCGUUUUUCGAUGUCUCGGGCUCCGCGGGAAACUCGACGGCCGAGGCGGGCAAGGGGGGGCGCGUGUUCGAGCGCCGGCACUUGGCCGCAGGGGGCUUGAUCGAGCGCCGCAUCAAGCUGUG
This is a messenger RNA of Prorocentrum cordatum, 593 nucleotides long. Lineage: Eukaryota; Dinophyceae; Prorocentrales; Prorocentraceae. The record is from the annotation of a GenBank genome assembly.